CUUAUGAGAUCUGCUUUAUACUCCAUUAUGGCUGGAUUGAAAAUAAACUAGGUUAGAGAUGUCUAUACGAGUGUGAUUCUAUUGUCCAUAAUGAAAAUAACAGAUUCGUCAAAUCGUCUUUCCACCCAAGUCGUCGCAUCUCAGCGCCUCUCCCGCCCAAAUCUUCAGAAUCCACAGAGUUGAGCAAUCCUCUCCCUAAGGUGAAAAUUUUGAGCACAAGGCCCUUGUUGCAAGUAAUAUGAUUCAAUGCUAAUUUUUUCAGAUAUGGAAACACUGAAGUGGCUUGAAACCAACGGGGUUGCUGGAAGAAAGAAGCCAACCCACACAUCUUCUCCAUCUACGCCUAUUUCGGUGAAUUUAGCUAAAGAUAGUUCUCAUUCUGUCACAUUCAUCAAUCGUGAGAGGUCAAUGGGGAAAAAGGCAGAUAAGGCGAAACAAAAGAAAAGAAAAGGAAGAAAAGGGCGAGGAGUAGAUGGCAGUCCUCUAAGUGACUUCAUUUGUGAGUGGAAGGUUGAAAAGCUCAAGAUGCAUGAGCACAAAAUGAAGAUCGAAAAACAAAAGUUGAUGCUUGCGAUGCAGGAACUGGUAGUUCAUAAGGAAGUUGAAGAAAAUAUGAUUCAACUCGAAGAAAGGCAAGAAGACGCUCGGCGGAAAAUUGAAGAAAAGAGGAUUAAGUUCGAAGAGAGGCAAGUAGAGAUGAGGAUUAUGAUGAUGGACGUGAGCACUUUUAAGUGAGAUCCAAAGGGAUGAGGAUGAAGAGACCUCGGAUGAGGAUGAAUUCAUUGACAGAGAUGCUAUUAAACAGCAGGUAGAAGAAGCAGUGGAGUCUUUGGAGAGACGACAUAAAUCAGUCUCACGACAUCACAAGC
Molecule: messenger RNA, 869 nt
Organism: Tripterygium wilfordii
Lineage: Eukaryota; Viridiplantae; Streptophyta; Magnoliopsida; Celastrales; Celastraceae
Exons: 2
Coding region: 247-735 (162 amino acids)
Source: RefSeq, a predicted model, not a curated record